Pungitius pungitius (ninespine stickleback) is the source of this 722-nucleotide messenger RNA. It is a transcript of the gene prlh2, whose product is annotated as prolactin releasing hormone 2. Lineage: Eukaryota; Metazoa; Chordata; Actinopteri; Perciformes; Gasterosteidae. The coding region runs from base 149 to 517 and encodes 122 amino acids. Gene Ontology annotation, molecular function: hormone activity. The record is from RefSeq and is a predicted model, not a curated record. The transcript is spliced from 3 exons.
GACGUUCCGUGAUUCAUCAUCCAACCACGGCAUGAGCCUCAUGGAUAUAUAAGCUGGAGCACACCUGCUCAACAAUAAAGGACUUCAGACCUCCAACUGACCCCAGCCUGCUCCCAAAGUUAAGCGACCAGCGUCCUCUGCCCACAACAUGCUGCCGGGUGGAGCGGUGGAUGUCCGGCACUGCGUGCUGACGAGCCGCUUGCUGCCCGCAGCUCUGGCUCUCCUCCUCCUCCUCUCCUCCAGCCUCAGCCGCGCUCACAGCACCACCAUGGAGCACGACUUCCACAUCGUCCACAACGUCGACAACAGAAGUCCAGAGAUCGACCCCUUCUGGUACGUGGGACGUGGGGUGAGACCCAUCGGGCGCUUCGGGAAGAGGCAGAGCACCGGGGAGGCUUCGGGCAGCAGGGGGGUGCAACCUGUCCUCAGGGCUUUAGGGCUGGUGGUCAGCAGCCUCAGGAACAAGGACAACUUUGGAAAAGUGCUGGACAGGGACGACAGGGAUUGGUUACCAUGACAGCGAGUCCAACUCCCUUCAUCUACAAACUCUAGAGUGUCUUCAUUUAUUUAUUUUUUUCAUCAUGAUUGAGGUUAUAAACUCAAUUGCUCUUAUAUGUAUUUCUCUCUGGUGUCUGAUAUGAGGCCUUAAUGAAUUAAUUUUCUUGUUAUCUGUACAUAAAAAUGCAUUCUAUAUUGAUUAAUAAACAAGAGUGUUGUGGUUA